Molecule: messenger RNA, 1686 nt
Organism: Mangifera indica (mango)
Lineage: Eukaryota; Viridiplantae; Streptophyta; Magnoliopsida; Sapindales; Anacardiaceae
Source: RefSeq, a predicted model, not a curated record
AAUUCGUUUUUGUUUUUACUGUCUGUGUUUCUUUUUGAGCCAAUAUAGCAGAGUUGAAUUGAGCCGAGUGUGUGGUGGCCAUGGCAGCAGUAGUAAGCUACUGCAAGCCUUCGCCAUUUCUCAGUCGAUCCUUUCCUUAUUUAGCUGGAAAAUCACCAUGCAGACAUCCAUUUAGGAAUCAAGUGCAGAAAUCUCGAAUUAAUGCACUAUUUUGGGGACCUAAGAAAUCUGUGGAGCAACAAGUACUGGACUUUUCGGUGGGAGAUUUCACUAUAACAGGGUCAGAAUCAGAGGGAGCCACAGAAAUCAAGGGAACAUCUAAAAAGAUAUGCCUUUCAGCUAUUUCUUCAAUCUCAGAUGUUUCAGCAGAUGACUGGGAUGCAUGUGCUCUGGAUGCUACAGGCCCUGAGAAAUUCAAUCCAUUUCUUACCCAUGGGUUUCUUUCAAGCUUAGAAGAGACAGGUUGUUCUGUUAAGCAAACAGGAUGGACACCAUGCCAUAUCGUAGCUAAGGAUGAAUCUGAAAAUAUUCUAGGUGUUGUUCCACUAUAUCUUAAAAGCCAUUCUUAUGGUGAAUUUGUUUUCGAUCAUGCUUGGGCAGAUGCCUACUACAGUUAUGGAUUAAGAUAUUAUCCGAAGUUCCAAUGUUGUGUACCUUUUACUCCAGUAACUGGUCCAAGGAUUUUGAUACGUAACACAUUAUUCAAAGAUCAAGUACUAGAUGUCAUAAUAUCUGCACUGAAGGAUCUCACAGUCAAGUCCCAGGUUUCAUCACUACACAUCACCUUCCCAUCUGAAAAUGAGUGGCAUAAAUUCAGAGAAAAAGGUUUCAUGCAGAGGAUUGGAAUGCAGUACCACUGGAAAAAUCGUAAUUAUAAAAAUUUUGAUGAGUUCUUAAUGGAUAUGAAGCAAAAUAAAAGGAAAAAUAUUCGUCAAGAGCGUAAAAAGAUUCCUGCACAGAACUUGACUAUGAAACGACUCCGAGGUUAUGAAAUAAAGGCUAGGCACUGGGAUUCCUUCUAUCAGUUCUACAAAAACACCACCAAUAACAAGUGGGGCAGUCCUUAUCUGACAAGGGAUUUCUUCCAUGUUAGAUCAAAAAUGGGAGACAAUGUAUUGCUAGUUGUUGCUGAAGAAGGGGAAGAACUUGUUGCUGGAGCUCUAAAUCUUAUAGGAGGAGAUACUCUAUUUGGUCGUCUAUGUUGCCAUCCUCGUGCCUAUUAUCCAAGUUUGCAUUUUGAAGCUUGUUAUUACCAGGCAAUAGAAGCAGCUAUUGAGCUUGAUCUAAACACGGUUGAAGGAGCUCAGGGCGAGCAUAAGAUUCAACGAGGUUAUAUACCUGUGACAACUUACAGCUGCCAUUAUCUUAUAGAUGAAAGUUUCCAAAAACCCAUACAGGAGUUUCUAACACGUGAAGCAACUCAGGUUAGGCUUGUUAUGAAGCUUUUACAUGAUUCUGGUCCCUUCAAGGAUGGACACAAGGGUAAGUAAGCAUGAAGCAUUAUUAUACCAUAAUUUCAUGUACAUAAUUAGAAUUACGAUCUCAAAAUAUGUAAGUUACCAUGAUAAUCAUUAUUUAUAUGCGCUUCUGUAUUUCCUACCUAGUGUAGCAACAUUAAUAAUAAUUUAGUAUUACUAAAUUAUUAUUAUUAUUAUUAUUAUUAUUAUUAUCAUUUUGGACUCUGAA